This is a messenger RNA of Capsicum annuum, 2256 nucleotides long. RefSeq lists its product as uncharacterized. Lineage: Eukaryota; Viridiplantae; Streptophyta; Magnoliopsida; Solanales; Solanaceae. The transcript is spliced from 10 exons. The coding region runs from base 194 to 2074 and encodes 626 amino acids. The record is from RefSeq and is a predicted model, not a curated record.
CCUCUAUGUGACCGCUUUAACAAAAAGGAGUUCAACCAACUUUAUAGACCUUUACAAAAUCCUUAUACAUAUUAACAAGUUCAACUCAAUUGUAUUAUCACUCACUAGAGCUCAACCAUUUAAUAUUUUCCCAACAAAGCCAUUGAAUCAUUUUCAAGAUUUAAUAUUUUUUCAUUCCAAUUCAAGUCAAGGUAUGCUUGGGAAAGUUUUUGUCUUGUUGGUCGCAGGUCUAGCAUGGGCAUUCCCAGCCCUCCUACCUCCACCUCCUAAAAUUUGUGGCUCUCCUGGUGGUCCAACAUUUACCGGACCUAGAAUCAAACUUAGGGAUGGAAGACAUUUGGCUUAUAAGGAGCAUGGUGUACCUAAAGAUACGGCCAAACAAAAGGUCAUAUAUGCACAUAGCUUUGGUUCUACCAGAUAUGAGUCAGCUAUUGCACCCUUGGAAACACUUGAAGAAUUAGGGGCAUAUGUUGUCUCUUUUGAUAGACCUGGUUAUGGGGAAAGCGAUCCACAUCCAAAACGAACCAUACAAACUACAGCUUUGGACAUGGAAGAACUUGCUGAUCAACUCGGACUUGGCCCUAAAUUUUAUGUUAUAGGGUUUUCGAUGGGUGGUCAUUCUGUUUGGGGUUGCCUUAAAUACAUCCCUGAUCGGUUAGCUGGAGCAGCUUUAGUUGCUCCCGUAGUCAAUUACUGGUGGCCUGGUUUUCCUGCUAAUUUAUCCAAAGAAGGAUACAAUGUACAGCUCCCACAGGACCAAUGGGCACUUCGAGUUGCACAUUAUGCGCCUUGGCUAGUCUACUGGUGGAACACUCAGAAGUGGUUCCCGUACAAUAGUGUUAUAGCUGGAAAAGCCAAAUUAUCUCCCCCAGAUUUGGAACUCAUAAUAAAGUGGAGUUUUAUUCCUGAAUAUGCUGUAAAACAAGGAGUAUUCGAGUCCCUCCACCGUGACAUGAUGGUGGGGUUUGGGAAAUGGGAUUUUGAUCCUAUGGAUCUUAAGAACCCUUUCCCAAACGGUGAAGGCUCGGUCCACUUGUGGCAUGGUGACCAAGACUGGGUUGUACCUGUUAUAUUACAGCGCUACGUUGCAGAAAGGCUUCCAUGGAUACACUACCAUGAAGGUCCAACAUUUACCGAACCUAGAAUCAAACUUAGGGAUGGAAGACAUUUGGCUUAUAAGGAACAUGGUGUACCCAAAGAUACGGCCAAAUAUAAGGUCAUAUAUGCGCACAGCUUUGGUUCUACCAGAUAUGAGUCAGCUAUUAUACCCUUGGAAACACUUGAAGAAUUAGGGGUGUAUGUUGUCUCUUUUGAUAGACCUGGUUAUGGGGAAAGCGAUCCACAUCCAAAACGAACCAUACAAACUACAGCUUUGGAUAUGGAAGAGCUUGCUGAUCAACUCGGGCUUGGCCCUAAAUUUUAUGUUAUGGGGUUUUCGAUGGGUGGUCAUUCUGUUUGGGGUUGCCUUAAAUACAUCCCUGAUCGGUUAGCUGGAGCAGCUCUAGUUGCUCCCGUCGUCAAUUACUGGUGGCCUGGUUUCCCUGCUAAUUUAUCCAAAGAAGGAUACAAUCUACAGCUCCUACAGGACCAAUGGGCACUUCGAGUUGCACAUUAUGCGCCUUGGCUAGUCUACUGGUGGAACACUCAGAAGUGGUUCCCGUACAAUAGUGUUAUAGCUGGAAAAGCCAAAUUAUCUCCCCCAGAUUUGGAAGUUGCUUCUGGAAUUGCUAAGCAUGCAAGUGAAAGCCAAAAACUUAAGGAAUAUGCUGUAAAACAAGGUGUAUUCGAGUCCCUCCACCGUGACAUGAUGGUGGGGUUUGGGAAAUGGGAUUUUGAUCCUAUGGAUCUUAAGAACCCUUUCCCAAAUGGUGAAGACUCGGUCCACUUGUGGCAUGGUGACCAAGACUGGGUUGUACCUGUUAUAUUACAACGUUACAUUGCAGAAAGGCUUCCAUGGAUCAACUACCAUGAAAUGCCCAAUGUUGGACAUCUAGUUAUGCAUGAUCCAGCCAUGAAGGAGGUUAUUUGGAAGACAUUUUUGACAGGAAAGAAAGAACAGAUAGUGCAUUCUUAAAGUGGAAAGCUGAAAAAAAAUGUCUUGUUUUUUUCCAGCUAAGUCAUUAGUAUUUAGGUUUGCAGAUACACAUUCCAAUAUUAUUGUAACAGUUAUAUGUCUUAUCCUGUAAGAAUGCCAAGUCGUUAAAAAUAUUUGUGUCAAGUGACGAAAAUAGGCAUAUUCAAAGUUGGAGUAAGAAA